AUGUUCCCUUUCGACCUUGAGGCGGAUAGAUUAAGAAGGUCGUAUCUCCGGCGACGGCAGAUCAUUACCGAAAAUGGGGUGUCUCGCCCCCGCGAAAGGGACAAUAUAAUAAAAGUAGAGCGUCAGCGUUCGCUCUGGAGAUGGCGCGAGCGACUAUUAGAGUUACCUGCGAGCGGUCCCGGGGCGCUAGUGCGCGGCGCUAUAGCGGAGCACCUGGAGAGGUGGGUAGAGAGGGGGCAUGGGGCUCUCACCUACCGCACCACUCAGGUUUUGACCGGACAUGGAGUGUUUGAGUUCUAUCUUUUCAAGAUAGGAAGUUGGGUUUCCCCAAUUUGUUUUUGUUACCACGCAACAGCGGAUACGUCGGUGCACACCCUCCUGUUCUGUCCGGCCUGGGUAGAACAGAGAGGAGAGAUUUUAGAUGUAAUAGGGGUCGAUAGGACCUAUGAGGCGAUGGUGAGGGCCAUUAUGCUCUCAGGAAACGUUUGGACCGUCUUCAUGACCUUCUGUGAAAGGGUCAUGAAGAAGAAGGAGGAAGAUGAGCGCGCCGGUGAACGAAGGGUUAUCCGGGCACCCGAGGACGCGCUAGUUCCUCAAGCGGACACGUCGGACAGCGAGGAAUAG
Mycetomoellerius zeteki is the source of this 624-nucleotide messenger RNA. RefSeq lists its product as uncharacterized. Lineage: Eukaryota; Metazoa; Arthropoda; Insecta; Hymenoptera; Formicidae. The coding region runs from base 1 to 624 and encodes 207 amino acids. The transcript has a single exon. The record is from RefSeq and is a predicted model, not a curated record.